GUCGGAGCGUCAUAGUUGUCAUGCCUGCGGGGGAAGCUCCGGAGCCCCAGGAAACCCCAGGUUUCCCCCCCAGAUGCAUGAUUCCAAUCCCUGUCUGUUGCGAUAUGUAUAAACAACUGUUAGAGGCUGCUUGGCCGAAUCCGGAGCGAUUCACCCAGCUGGUAGCUACAUCCGGCGCCUCGCUCAGAUCCGUCCUCUCUUCCUUCACGAUGUACCCGCAAAAAAUCCUGAAGGUCGUUUCGGCGGCCUCGUUGCUGCUAAACGCGCAGCCAUCCACUGCCAACCCAAACUGCAAAAUCGCCCACGUUGAAGGAGAGUACGCCUACCUGCUCCCCCUACCCUUUGAGGGCAACCUGACGCAGGACUUCGUCGGCGGCACAACCGUGCAGAACAAGACGGUGGCCUAUGGCCUCGCCAACGCUCAGACAUCGCCUUUCGUGUCUUACAGCAAGGAGUUUGACGACCUACUCGGCGCCGCCUCUCUCGUGGCGGCCGUGCCCGAGGCUCCCUUCCCAUUCACGUGGGCCGGCGAGGCUGGAGUAUGGGUGCCGGACCACGACCAGGUGUGGUUCGUCUCGACCCUAUAUGGCGGACCCACGGCGCUAUACAUACUCUUCCUGAACAACAACACCGUCAUCAAGCCUGAGCUCAAGGCUACCGGCGGCUACGGCACCCAUAUCCCGCUGGCCAACCCCGCUGGCGGAUACUAUUUCAACGGCACCGUCUACUUGGCUUUGGUGGGAGAUGAGCGUGAACCUAGUAGUCUGGUCGCUGUUGACCCGGAUACGUUUGUUGUGACUCCGCUUGUCAACUCGUACUUUGGGUUGGAGUUGCCUCCUGUCGACGACGUGGUCGUCACGUAUGCUAACACUAGCCAGGGCGUUCAGAGACACAUUUAUUUCUCGACGCUCGAUCUCUCUGCCUUCGACCUGGAUGUGGGCCGUCCCGCGGCAGUGCUGCCAAAUGCCUUCUGGAUGUUCACCCCAGAGACCAAAACACUGCAGCCCGUCAUCCCCCGCGGGGAUGUCAUGACUCCCAACGGCGUCGCCGUCGACAAGGGCUUCCGGCAUUUGUUUGUGACCGAUACAACGGCCACUGCUGCAGUCGGUGGAGGGUCAAAGUGGAAUGUGACAGGCUCCCCAGCCAUCUACCGGUAUGACAUCUCGCCCGAGGACGGCCUAGUCUCGAACAGGGUCCUCUUCGGCAUCACCCGCGAGGGAGUGUCGGACGGUAUGAAGGUCGAUGACCAGGGCCGUGUAUGGACGGCCGAAUACGAGGGUAUUGUGGUGCGAAACUCAGUUGGGAAGGUAAUUGGGCUGUUCAAUAAGGAGGUCAUACUGGGCAGCAGGAACCCUGAAGUGGAGAUGGCCAACUUCGCCCUCGCAGGUGAUACUCUGGUGCUCCUGGCUGUGGACAAGGUGUACACGGUCAAGCUGGCUGAAACUGUCAUGAGCGCAGAUCGAUUCUUCUUGCCGGAAUAGUCGGGUUGGUCUGGGAGAAGCCUCCUCCUCGAUGACAUCUGAUACGUCUUGUCAUAAUCAGGAUGUAAAUAGCAUAAUUAUGUCCUCUGGUCUUCUGCUUCGGAACCCUACUUGACUGAACUCGGACCGUC
Molecule: messenger RNA, 1612 nt
Organism: Phialemonium atrogriseum
Lineage: Eukaryota; Fungi; Ascomycota; Sordariomycetes; Cephalothecales; Cephalothecaceae
Exons: 4
Coding region: 21-1481 (486 amino acids)
Source: RefSeq, a predicted model, not a curated record